AGUCGCUCUGAACCAAACAUGUAGUUUCAUUGUUUCUUGAGGAAACGCGAGUAUGGUGUUGGUGGCGACACCAAGCCUACCUCAUCAUCUCUUUACCAUCAACAACAACGGACAGGCAUGUCCAAAUCUGCUCCUCGCCGUGAAGGACUGCACAAGUAUGUCCCAACUUAAACAAAUUCACGCUCGAACCCUACGAACGACAUCAGGCCAUCAUCCCGACGAUACCCUCUUUUUAUGCAGUCGAAUUUUGCAUUUUUCCGCCUUUAAUGAUCUCGACUACUCAUCUCGUCUAUUUGACCAAAUUGAGAACCCCAAUUCGUUCAUAUGGAACACCAUAAUCAGAGGUUACGCCUGGAGCGUCCACUUCAAGGUUCAAUCUCUCGUUCUCUAUCGGAGAAUGUUAAUCGAUGGUCGUGUUGCUCCAGACAAGCAUACCUUUCCUUUUGUUCUCAAGGCCUGCGCUUUCUUAUUCGCCAUGUCCGAAGGUGAACAGAUUCAUGCACAUAUUUUGAAACUUGGACUAGAUUCAGAUAGGUAUGUGAAUAACAGCCUCAUUCAUUUUUACGCUACCUGCGGAUGUUUGGAUCUAGCGUGGAAGGUGUUUGAGAGAAUGUCUGACAGAAGUUUGGUCUCGUGGAAUGUUAUGAUAGACGGGUAUGCCCAAUCUGGAAAGUAUAUCUCUGCAUUAGAGCUUUUCAUUGAAGCUCAGAAAUUGUUCCAACCGGAUGGGUUUACCCUGCAGAGCAUUAUAUGUGCUUGUGCCGGCCUGGGGGAUCUCUAUUUAGGGAUGUGGGUUCAUGCGUAUGUCCUCAGGAAGUGCAAUGCCGAAUUAAUUAAUGAUGUUUUAAUGAACAACUCACUAUUGGAUAUGUACUGCAAAUGUGGAUCGUUACAUAUGGCUCGCCAAAUCUUCGAGACAAUGCCAAAACGAGAUGUAACUUGUUGGAAUUCCAUGAUUCUAGGAUUUGCUAUGCAUGGACAGGUUGAGGAGGCUCUAGAGGCUUUUGCCCGCAUGUGUGGAGCUGAUGAUAAGUGUAUGCCCAAUUCCAUCACCUUUGUUGGUGUUCUGAGUGCAUGUAAUCAUGGAGGUCUUGUUAAUGAGGGACUUAGAUACUUUGAUUUGAUGGUCACAGAGUACAAAAUAGAAGCUCAACUAGAGCACUACGGUUGCAUGGUUGAUCUCCUCGCCCGUGCCGGACUCAUAGAAGAAGCUCUGAAUCUUGUUUCAAACAUGCCCAUGAAGCCUGAUGUUGUUAUUUGGAGAAGUCUUCUUGAUGCUUGUUGCAAGAAAAAUGCCAGCAUUGAGCUUAGUGAGGAAGUGGCCAACCAUGUUCUUGAGUCAGAAGGAGGAAUCUGCAGUGGUGUGUAUGUGCUCUUGUCAAGAGUCUAUGCCUCUGCUAACCGUUGGGAUGAGGUUGGGUUGAUCAGGAAAUUAAUGAGUGACAAUGGCAUAACUAAAGAACCUGGGUGCAGUUCAGUACAUGUAGAUGGUGAGGUUCACCAAUUUCUGGCUGGGGACACAUCACACUCCCAUAGCAAAGAGAUCUACCAAGUUUUAGAUGUGAUUGAACGGACUCUUGAAUCAGUGGGUUACGUACCUGACAUAUCACAGGCGCCUAUGGUUGAUGAAAUUGAAGAUGGGAAGCAAAAUUCGCUUCGCCUACACAGUGAGAGACUUGCUAUUGCUUUUGGGCUUCUCAAGUCAACACCAGGAGUGCCAAUUCGCAUAUUUAAAAACCUACGGGUCUGCAAUGAUUGUCACAGGGUAACUAAACUGAUCUCAAGAGUAUUUAACGUGGAGAUUGUUGUCAGAGACCGUGUUCGAUUCCAUCAUUUCAAAGAUGGUUCAUGCUCUUGCAUGGAUUAUUGGUGAU
Messenger RNA from Telopea speciosissima, 1874 nucleotides. Its product is annotated as pentatricopeptide repeat-containing protein At1g59720, chloroplastic/mitochondrial. The record is from RefSeq and is a predicted model, not a curated record. NCBI's taxonomy places the organism in Eukaryota, Viridiplantae, Streptophyta, Magnoliopsida, Proteales, Proteaceae. Gene Ontology annotation, molecular function: zinc ion binding; RNA binding; protein binding. The coding region runs from base 53 to 1873 and encodes 606 amino acids. The transcript has a single exon. Gene Ontology annotation, biological process: RNA modification.